Pteronotus mesoamericanus is the source of this 2108-nucleotide messenger RNA. It is a transcript of the gene ZNF233, whose product is annotated as zinc finger protein 233. Gene Ontology annotation, molecular function: DNA-binding transcription factor activity; RNA polymerase II cis-regulatory region sequence-specific DNA binding. The record is from RefSeq and is a predicted model, not a curated record. Gene Ontology annotation, biological process: regulation of transcription by RNA polymerase II. Lineage: Eukaryota; Metazoa; Chordata; Mammalia; Chiroptera; Mormoopidae.
GGUCGGGAGUUCUAAGCUCGGAGUGGUGUAAAGUCCCCGCGCUUCCCUGCAGGAGAGCGAGGCGCGCGAGCCCUCAGUGUCUUCUAGAAAGUGAUUGAGAGCGGAACCCCCAGCUGGCCUGGGACCUGCGGGUGCGGACUCGCUCUCGGGGAGGAGAAGCGGCGGAGAGCAGGACUCUUGCACUUGCUCAGGAGAAGCAGGAGAAAAUGACCAAGUUCCAGGAGGUGGUGACAUUCAAAGAUGUGGCUGUGGUCUUCACCGUGGAGGAGCUGGAGCUGCUGGAACCGUCCCAGAGGAAGCUGUACCGAGAUGUCACCCUGGAGAAUCUCAGGAACCUGGUCUCUGUGGGAUAUCAGUCCUUCAAAUUGGAUAGGAUAUUACACUUGGGGAGAGAGGAGAAGCUUCAGAUGACAGUGACAGAAACCCAAGGAGGUGGAUGUUCAGGACACUGGAACCAAAAUGAGAUAGAGACUCUUCAAAAAGUUGGAUUAAAGAACCUUUUACAUGGAGACCUUGUGUGCUGGCAAAUAUGGGAACAACUUCUAAGGAAGUUAACCAGAAAUCAAGACUUGAUAAUAAAUCUGCAAAGCAAGGAGUCAGGUUUGCCAAAACAAGGUGAUUCCUUCUGUCAGUUGUGGGCAGGGGAAUCUACUCAGGCUUCUGAAGAUGAGAAAUAUGUAAUAAAGCUUCAAGGGGAAGUUCAAAAUUUCAACAGUAUGAAAAACCAAGAGUUUCCUGUGAAGACCACCCAGAAUUGCCAGAAGAAAAUGUAUCUGAGAGAGUCAGAGAAUGACCAGAAUAGGUGUCAGCAGGGUGACAGCAGAUGUAAACUGUGCAAGUGUGAGCACUGUGUUAGGAGAAGGGCCUCUCAUUACCAUGGUGAUGAUCAGAAAGUGCAGAAAGGUGAGAUGUCUUCUAGCCACAAGAAUUGUGGGAAAGACUUCAUGAAGAAAUCAUUUCAACACAGUGUAAUCCACUCAGAAGAGCAUACCUCUGCUGAAAAUGGAAAAGGCUUCAGCCUCAGCCCCAAUCUUGAGCUUCAUCAGCAUUUGCACCUGGGAGCAAAACCUCAUACAGCUAGUGAGUUUGGGGAGGGCAUCUGUUAUAGCUCAGAGCUUUGCAAUCAUCAAAGUGUUCACACAGAAGAGAAUUGCAAUAGGAAUGAUGAGUGUGGUGAGGACAUCAGUCAGAGUUCACAUCAACAAAUUCAUCAACAAGUCCACACUGUAGAAAAGCCCUAUAAAUGUGCUGUGUGUGAGAAGAGCUUCAGUCAGAGUUACCAUCUUCAAAUGCAUCAGCGAGUUCACACUGGAGAGAAACCCUAUGAAUGUACUGUGUGUGGGAAAAACUUCAGUCGGAGUUCAUACCUUCAAGUUCAUCAGCGAGUUCACACUGGAGAGAAACCCUACAAAUGUGCUGUGUGUGGGAAGGGCUUCAGUCAGAGUUCGUAUCUUCCUGCCCAUCAGCGAGUCCACACGGGAGAGAAACCUUACAGAUGUGCUGUGUGUGGGAAGAGCUUCAGUCACACCUCAGGUCUUCAAGUUCAUCAGCGAGUCCACACUGGAGAAAAACCCUACAAAUGUGCUGUGUGUGGGAAGAGCUUCAGUCAGAGUUCACGUCAAGUUCAUCAGCGAGUUCACACUGGAGAAAAACCCUACAAAUGUGCUGUGUGUGGGAAGAGCUUCAGUCAGACCUCCAGUCUUCAAGCUCAUCGGCGAGUCCACACUGGAGAAAAACCCUACAAAUGUGCUGUAUGUGGGAAGAGCUUCAGUCGGAGUUCAUAUCUUCAGGAUCAUCAGCAAGUUCACACCAGACAGAAACCCUACAAAUGUGCUGUGUGCAGUAAGAGCUUCAGUCAGACCUCCAGUCUUCAAGCUCAUCAGCGAGUUCACACUGGAGAGAAACCCUACAAAUGUGUUGUGUGUGCUAAGAGCUUCAGUCAGGCCCUAAGUCUUCAAGCUCAUCAGGGGAUCUACAUAGAGAAACCCUGUAAAUGUGGCACAUCUGGUAAGAGCUUCAUUCAGGCCGCAAGUCUUCAAGCCAGUCAGAGAGUCUACACUGGACAAAAACCCUACAAAUGUUUUGGUUGUGGUAGGGGCUUUAGUUAA